Messenger RNA from Mercenaria mercenaria, 1716 nucleotides. RefSeq names its product F-actin-capping protein subunit beta-like. Gene Ontology annotation, biological process: regulation of lamellipodium assembly; cell morphogenesis; barbed-end actin filament capping. Gene Ontology annotation, molecular function: actin filament binding. The record is from RefSeq and is a predicted model, not a curated record. NCBI's taxonomy places the organism in Eukaryota, Metazoa, Mollusca, Bivalvia, Venerida, Veneridae. The transcript has 8 exons. Gene Ontology annotation, cellular component: F-actin capping protein complex; cytoplasm. Bases 117 to 938 code for a protein of 273 amino acids.
AAAGAUAAUGAAUCAAGCGCAAGUACAAAUCCCCGGAUGCGGACUCCAUUCUGUUUCGCCUACUUCCGACAUUGUACAAUUUACAGCAUUAAAUAUUAGAAGAAAGCGGAGUAAAUAUGGCUGACCAACAGCUAGAUUGUGCCCUGGAUUUAAUGAGAAGAUUGCCUCCACAACAGAUAGAGAAAAACCUAAGUGAUCUAAUUGACUUGGUACCUAAUCUGUGUGAGGACCUUUUGUCAUCUGUAGACCAGCCUUUAAAAAUAGCAAGAUGUAAAACUACUGGCAAAGAUUUUUUAUUGUGUGAUUACAACAGAGACGGAGAUUCCUACAGAUCACCAUGGAGUAAUAGCUAUGAUCCUCCCUUGGAUGAUGGAACUAUACCAUCAGAAAAACUACGUAAAUUAGAAAUAGAUGCCAAUUCUGCCUUUGACCAAUACAGAGAAAUGUACUUUGAGGGUGGUGUUUCCUCAGUAUAUCUCUGGGACCUGGACCAUGGCUUUGCAGGGGUUAUUCUCAUCAAGAAAGCAGGUGAUGGGUCAAGGAAAAUCAAAGGGUGUUGGGACUCAAUACAUGUUAUAGAAGUUCAGGAUAAAUCAAGUGGCAAGAGUGCUCAUUACAAAUUGACAUCAACUGUGAUGUUAUGGCUACAGACGACGAGAGAAGGUUCUGGGACCAUGAACCUGGGUGGGAGUCUUACCCGCCAGGUAGAACAAGACGCAACUGUAAAUGAGGCCACCCCUCAUCUUGUUAACAUUGGAAAAUUAGUAGAGGAUAUGGAAAAUAAAAUUCGAAGCACCUUGUAUGAAAUCUACUUUGGGAAGACGAGGGACAUUGUAAAUGGUGUUCGAUCUACACAACCUUUACAGAAUGAAAAACAGAAAAUAAAUCUGCAGAAUGAUUUAGCACAAGCUUUGCAAAAAAGAGCACAUACAUCAUAAUAUAGGAUUAUCAUCUAGUUUGAGUAUGGACGUAUUAUCGCAAUAUUUUGCUCGAGAUUUAACAUGAAAAUUACAAACAGUGCAAAGACUGAUUACACCUGCAAAAAUCUAUAAACCAGCAAGAAAUAGCACAUUUAUUAGCCCAAAAGUUCUAUGAUAUGCUGGGUAAUGAUUAGGCAGGCUAAGUGUAUGACACUAUUUUCAUGGGAUUGGACAACUAUCUGACAUAAAUGAUAUAUUGGCUUCUCUACAUGGUCCAUUAUGACAGAGGUAGAGUUUGUGUGUGAAAGAUAAGACGUGAGACUGGUAUUGGAUAUGGAAUAUUUGAAAUAAUUUUGCACUUGAUGCAUAGAUGAUCAAUGAUUAAUAGCACUUUAUAGACACAUGAUUCAACACGCAUUUUCAGCAUAAUUCUCAUAACUGCAGGAGUAACAAGGUUUGGAGUUAUUUCUGCAAGUUUUUCCACAACUUCUGUAAGACCAUGUAAUUUGCAUAGGAGAUGUCUCAAAGGGGGCUCUUUAAGUGUGAACAGAGAUUUAAUAAAAGAAAAAUGUAUCAUGUGUUAUUAUAAUGAAAUAAUGACUUGUUUUAGUGAGCCUUACUUAUAUAAAGAGACAUUUUCUGAAAUAUUAGAAAACCAUCUUCUGGACAUGAUACAAAUGUACAGCAACUAUUAUACAUAUAUAAUAUAUAUUGUCCCAUUCCGGUAUGAUUGUAAAUAUCUAACAUGAUUCUUCUAUUUACUGAAAUACAGGUGAUAAUAAAUUAUGUAAAUGCC